Molecule: messenger RNA, 3162 nt
Organism: Entrophospora candida
Lineage: Eukaryota; Fungi; Glomeromycota; Glomeromycetes; Entrophosporales; Entrophosporaceae
Source: the annotation of a GenBank genome assembly
AUGUCAUCUCAAUUAUAUUAUAAAUUUAAAAGUGCUAAAGACUAUGACUCUAUUACUUUCGAUGGCUUAGGAAUAUCAGUAUUUGAUGUAAAAAAAGAAAUAUUAAUUGCUAAAAAAUUAAAGGGAAAUGAUUUUGAUCUCGUGAUCUCCCAUGCCGAAUCCAGUGAAGAAUAUUCCGAUGAUAAUGCGAUAAUACCAAGAAAUACACCAAUAGUGGUUCGUCGUGUGCCUACCAAACCAGGAAAAGGUACAGCAAAUCGUUAUUUGGAAGGAGCGCCAGUUACUCAAAGAAAUUAUAUGAAUGUUAAUAGAAGUGGAAAUAAUGCAACUAAUGGAUCAAUGUCAAAAAUAUUUGAACCUCCAAAUCAAACACAUCAUCUUUCUCCUUACUCAACACCUACUCCUAUUACAACAACUCAAGACUCAACUGAACAAUCAGAAGAAGAUAAAAUAGCAACUAUGUUUAAACAGACUAGUGAAUUCUGGGAAAAAACUCAAGAACAAAUGGCCUCAAAACCAGCUCUUAGAAGAUCUAAUCAACCCCGUAUCCAAAUAAAGCCACAAAUACAAAAACCUUUGCCACCAAAUUACGUAUGCUACAGGUGUGGUCAAAAAGGACAUUGGAUUCAAGCAUGUCCUACUAAUGGUGAUAGGUCAUAUGAUAAUAUGAAAGUUAAAAAGACUACAGGAAUUCCGAAAAGUUUUUUGCAAAAAGUAGACACAGUACCACCAGGGAAAGGUGUAUUAGUCACUCAGGAUGGAAAUCUAGUAAUUGCACAAGCAAAUGAUGCUGCAUGGGAAAAAUUUCAUGCUCGUCAGAAAUCAUACGUGACGUCCAACGAAGUUCUCGAAGAAAUUCCGAUACCUGAUGAACUCAAGUGUAUGAUAUGUAAUGGACUUCUUAGAGAAGCUGUUAUAACACCCUGCUGUCAAGUUUUAUUUUGUGAUGAAUAUGAACAUUUCAAAUGUCCAAACUGUAAAGAAGAUUUAGUACCAGAUGAUUUAUUACCCAAUAAAGCUACCAGAGAUGCUGUUGAUAAUGAAGAGACAGAAGAGACAGAUCAAGUUAUGGAAUCUCAAAAAACAAAUAUAACUAACUUGAAUGAUAAAACUGAAUCAUCUGAAAAACUACAAGAUAAUUCUAAUGCUCAACAACCACAAUCAUCAUUACACUCACCAACACAAUCAUCCACACACUCACCCACGCAAUCUUUAAUGCAAUCAUCAUCACAAGUGUUACCACAAUCGAUCACACAAUUAAAUAUACAAUCACCUGCGCAAUCACCUGCGCAAUCUUCCAUACAGCAAACACAACCAAUUCCAAUUCAAACUUCAACACAUUCUACAAUGCAACCAAUUCCAACACAAACCUCAACACAUUCUGCAACACAACCAAUCCCAACACAAACUUCUUCACAUCCUUUAACACAACCAAUUCCAAUUCAGACUUCAACACAUUCUGCACCACAACCAAUUCCUACUCAAACCUCAACACUAUUAGCACAACAUUUACAAACUUCUCAACAGAGACAUCAAUUCCCGAAUGUUAAUGGUAAACAAUUUGUACAAAACAAUGCUACUGCAUCACAAAACUUUGCAAAUUUUGGUUUUUAUGAUUAUGGAUUUGGUUAUGAUCAAGCACAAGGUUAUUGGUUCGACGAAGCUGGUUUUCCAAUGAAUAUGAAUUUGUUAAAUGGGCCUGGAUUUUAUGAUCAAACUUUUUUCGAUCCAACAUUCUUUCCAGCUGAACCAUUCCCAACACAACCACAAUUUAUGCCUCCAUUUAGGCCACCGGUUUAUGAUGAAUUUUGGGUACCCCCACAAGGAAAUUUUACUCCAUUUGGUGGAAAUAUGAGCGGUGGUGGCAUGGUAGGUGCAACCGGUCUUCCGGCAUUCAGAGGUAAUAAUAAUAACUUUCGUGGAGGAUUUGGAGGACGUGGCGGAGCAUUUCAACCCAGAGGACGUGGUCGUGCAAGAGGAACAGGUUUUUUCCAUGACAAUACAUUUUUUGGAAGUCGUGGUAAUGCCGUUGAUUAUAGAAGAGAACCAGGUGCAGCUUUAGGGACUUUAAGACGCGAUAUACCUGAAAGAUCAGAUUAUCGUGAUGAUGAACAAAAAUAUGAUGAUGAACAACAACAAAUUAUAGAUGAUUUUGGACGUGAUAUGGCACGAAAAAAGCCAUUGUCAUCACAACAACAUACUCCUGAAAAAGAAAUUGAAAAUAGAGAAAAGCAAUCACCACUGCAUAUCUCUGAAUAUGAAAGACAUGAUAGAGAGUUUUUACCAGAAGAAAACAUCAUCAAUAAUCGAGAGAGAGAAAGAGGUCGUAGCUCAAGUCCAAAAGGAAGUAAAGAUGGAUCACGUAAAAGCUUGAGUAGACGAUCCUCACAUUAUCAUCACCAUGACGAACCACGCGAUAGCCAUUCUCCUUCAAGGCAUGAGCGCAUAAUAUACGAGGACCGACGAAAAGUUGCAUCUUCAUCUUCAUCUUCAUCAAAUAGACAUAAAAGACCUAGCCGUGAUGUUUAUUAUGACAGAAAAGAUGAUAGAAGAUAUCCAGAUGAUCGUCGAUAUCCGGAUGAUAGUAGACGCUACUAUGGUGGUUAUCAAGCCUCGACCAGUGAGCGAGUUGAUCAAGAAGAACAUAAAAUCUCACAAACUCCAUCAUCGGUUGCAUCUUUACAUGCAGAGAAUGGUAAGACAGGACACCACGACUCUUAUCAUGGUUAUGAUGCAGCAAUACAUGAAGAUAUGAGUCGCAAUACAUCUAUUAAUGAUGAACCAAUUUCAAAAGGCUAUAGCCGCCAAUCGAGAUCACCAUCUCCUAAAAUGAUUCAGAAUAAUGAAGCAUUUGAUGAAGAUGAAAUAGAAGACAGACCAACAACGCCACCAUCACCUGAUAGAUAUCAAGGCUCAUCGCUUGGAAGAAGACGUCAUUCUUCAUCAUCCCAUAAACACAGAAGUAAUAAAUAUCCCAAAACCCAUAGAUAUGAGGAUUCACCAGAUAGAAAAGAUUAUGAAAGAUCGACACAUACUAAGCAUCAUAGGCCUUCUUCUAGAGAUAAUAGAGAUGAGCCUUAUCAUAGAAGAAGCCACAAAGAAAAAAGGCAUUAUUCUUCCUCGUCAUCUGGACGUCAUAGUCACCGUAGAUAUCGGGACUAA